Molecule: messenger RNA, 831 nt
Organism: Chlorella variabilis
Lineage: Eukaryota; Viridiplantae; Chlorophyta; Trebouxiophyceae; Chlorellales; Chlorellaceae
Exons: 8
Coding region: 1-831 (276 amino acids)
Source: RefSeq, a predicted model, not a curated record
AUGUCUGCGGCCCUGGUACAGCGUGUGGCGGCCGCCACGCCACAGUCCUCCUCGGGCGCCCGCGCCCCGGCGCCGCAGCGGGCGGCGGUGCAGACAGCGGCGCGGCGGCCGGUGCGCUGCGCCCGCAGCCCGCGCACGCUCGCAGUGGCGAAUGCCGCCGCUCAGAGCGAGGCGCAAAAGCGUUGGGAGAGCCAGAUCCGCGACGGCAAGGUGCAGAACGUGAGCGCCAAGGAGGCGGGCGGCCUGCUGAAGGAGGGGUGGGUGCUGUUGGAUGUGCGCCCGCCUACCGAGAUCGCCAAGGCAAAGGUGGUAGGCGCUGUGGAGGUGCCGCUGUUUGUGGUGGAUGACGACAUGUCGCCCGCAGGCUUCCUGAAGCAGGCCUCCAACUUUGGCAUGGGCGGCUGGUGGCUGGGCGGCGCCCACAUGAAGCCCAACCCCCAGUUCCUGGCUGAGGUACAGGCCUCGGUGCCGAACGACGCGCAGGUGGUGGUGGCCUGCCAGAAGGGGCUCAGGUCGCUGGCGGCGUGCGAGCAGCUGAGCCGCGCGGGCUACGGCCCCCUGGCCUGGAUCAACGGCGGCUUUGACACCGCGCUGCCCGGGGACCUACCCACGAAGGAUGGCGUGGACAUCCGCCUGGGCGGCGUGGGCGGCCUGUCGGGCCUGAUGGGCUGGACCGAGGCGCAGCGGGAGGCCAACCGCAGCGAGGGGUUUGCGGGCGGCGCGGUGAACAUCAUCAAGGUUCUGGCGGUACUGCUGGUACUGGACCUGGCCUGGUUUGGCUACGAGGUCGCCACCAACUCGAGCCUCAUCGACAGCGUGCUGGGCAAGUGA